Molecule: messenger RNA, 4198 nt
Organism: Alosa alosa (allis shad)
Lineage: Eukaryota; Metazoa; Chordata; Actinopteri; Clupeiformes; Clupeidae
Gene: efcab12
Exons: 6
Coding region: 1-1515 (504 amino acids)
Molecular function (GO): calcium ion binding
Source: RefSeq, a predicted model, not a curated record
AUGGAAGACUUGGAGAUAGAGGAGCUGCUCAAGAGAUACAAGAAAAGAGACUUGGUACAGACGUACUUUUUUAAAAUGGCAUGUCGUGUAUUUGGGCCACCAAAAUCUCGAGAUCGGAUUAUAAUCGCGCCCCCAAUGCAUGUCGUCAACAAAGUUCAGAGAGACCCGAUGGGAGGGCUACAGCGCCACACGCCAACUUCACAGAAAACCAGAGACACAGCGGUGAUGUCAGUGGACUCGCCGGUGCAGCAGUUUACCAGUUUUCCAGCUGAAAAUACAAUAGCGAACCAGGAAUGGGUUGGAGAACGGAGAGCAUUUCGUAAAAUUUUGAACGGAAUCGGAAACCUGAGCCAGUGGAUUAACAACAAGCCCACCGUGACCGAGCUGGAGCUGAAGGUGGCGGAGAGGGAGCGGAGUGUCCAUAAAGGAUGUCCUCCGGUCGGCUCUGAGUCCCAGCUGUUACCCGCCGCGAAGCGUUUGGAACCAAUAAUCUGUGAAACUCCGACGCUUCACGUGGGCGCACGAGAUCCGGAGGAGGUGCGGAAGCACCUGCGCGGGCGCGAGACCCUUAUCUUAGAGGUGUGCAACCAGCUGGACACGAGGGGCACCGGGAAAAUAACCCGGCGUGAUCUGCGUGCUGUCUUUGAAAAAACGGGUAUGAAGGUCUCAGAGGAGAGGCUGGAGGCGUUGAUGGGGUGGCUGAGUGCUGAUGGCGUGUGUGUGACGGUGGCGGAGCUGGCUGCAGGUAUCCAGGACUGGACAGAGGAGGGCAGCCACGCACUGGCUCCUCUACACACACUGGCUCCUCUACACACACUGCUGCAGGAGCAACAGGAACGCCACAGGAUUAGGAUUUACCACCAGCAGCGCAGGAAGGGAGGGAUGCUGGAUGAGGAGGUCCUGGCGAUCCUGCGGACCCUGCGGUCAUGUGAUCGGGUGCAGGAUGCCCACUCUGCCCCCUCCUCUCUGGCUGGCCCCAUGGGCCACAUGGUGGACCGCUACCGGCGCCAGGGCCUGGGAGAGUACCUGGACACCCUGGAGCUGAGCCAGAGGCAGGACACACACAUCAGCCAGCGCAGCAUGCAGAGAGUUCUGCUGCACCCGGGAGACCUUCCCCUGCAUGGUUCGGGGGGGCGGAGCCUCAGGCAGGCCGGCAGCAGCCCCAUCUCAGGAUGCGGGGGGCGUCUGCGGGGGGGCGUGGCCAAGGCCAGUGGUCCCUCCUUAAAGGAGGAGAAGGAGGCAGAGAAAGAGGAGAUGGAGGAAGAUGAACCGCCAAAAAAAGUCCACAGGGAAAAGAGAAGACCCUGCUCUCGCCGUGCUAACCCGAGUGCCUUCUGGCCAGGCCGUGAGGAUCAUGUGCGUCUGUACCUGCCCCAGGUGGGCCUGCCUCCUGAACGAGUCCUGUUCCAGCACAUCACACGGAAUCCUGCCCCCAGCCCUGGGGCCUGGCCAAUCAACGCCCAAGGAUACUCCACCUCAGGAGACGUGGAUGCCCACAGAGCUUAUGCUUUGUAGACCAGAGCGGAAGAACACGUCUUUGGUUGGAAACCUUGCUGGAGGACUGGAGAUUAGGAAUUAUGAUUAAGUUGUUUUCAAAUGCUCUUCCUGUGAUUUUCUGAUGACUAGCACUGUCACUGCAAAUUCAAUUUAAUUUAAUCUGGUCUUAAAUGUUUUAUGUCUCAAAUUAUGCAAGCAAAACGCAGACUACUGUUUGAUCCUUUAUGUGUUUAAUUUUGUCCCAUAUUGAAAUUAGAUUUUCUCUAUCAAGUCUAUUUAAAUUUUCAGCCACUCCUUGUUUAACUGGUGUGGUCUACUUAGCCUUGAAAGAACUCUGGAUUCACGCAGAUCAUGUACAAAACUUGCUUCAUAUAUCUGAUAGGACUGACUGGAUUUACGCUGGUCAUGUACACUACUUGCUUCAUAUAUCUUAUUGAUAAGAGUUUGGAAAUACCGAGAAUAUUCUUAGAGUUGCGCUCCCAGGGACCUGAGCUAGUCACAUUCACAUAAACAUGCAUCUGCACUGCAACUUGGAUAAGUCAGCCCAUAAACAUAGAACCCCAGGUUCCAAGGUCUAGGCCCUACAGUCCUUAUCUAUGAGGCAGAACCCCAGGGCCUAAGUUAGAGGUCUGCGUGGGACAGAUUUUUCAGUCCCGUUCCCGCCUGCUCCUGCAAUAAUGUAUAAUUUUUAAGUAUGAGUAUACUCUUUUGAUCCCGUGAGGGAAAUUUGGUCUUUGCAUUUAUCCCAAUCCGUGAAUUAGUGAAACACACUCAGCACUUAGUUAAUUAAUCUCCAAAAAAAUAGAUUGUUAGUGAAAAGACUCCCUAAGUUUAUAUAUUUUUUAUUAUUAUAUUGUUUAUCAUUUCUUAAAUGUACACUUAAAUUUGCACAAAUUUGCACAAAAAGCGCUGUGGAGAAAUUGCAUGAUUGUUUGGCUCUGCCACCUAACCAGUUUACCAGCUAGGAAACCCUGUAGCUCUGGACCAGGGGCUCAUCAAAAGUUCACCCAUUUUGUUAAUCUCAACCCAGCACUCCAGUGUGUCCUGCUUUGUAAGUCAUCACUUUAAUGAUCCUUGCAGUGACUUGUGAUGUUUAUACGUUUGUAGAGUAGCUCUGCUAUCAUGUGUAAGGUUACCAUAAGGCCUUUGUUUGUUGGUUUUGGUGUGUUGGAGUGCCAUGUGAGAGUAGCCUGGAAAUAUCCAGACUCUCGUCCGUACAUUUAAUUUGUACAGAGAGUCUGGCCACUUUCCAUUGCCAAGCGUUAACUUCCUUGAAGGCGAGUACUCUGUUGAAGUUUAAAACUAUUGGAUCUGCCCAGAGCCACUCUGGAUCUGCCGUAACCAAUCGCUAACGUUUGGUUGUGACGUAUGUCUGGCUCAAAUUAGCACACGACCUCAACGUCAUCGUGCUCAGCUACUCCCUCUGUUCGCUGAUUGGACCUGCAGAUUUUUGCAGGAGAAAACCUGCAAAUAUACCGCAGACCCAGACGACAUACUGAAGGGGAAUUAAAAUUGAGCGGAAGUACGUAGGAGGGCGGAGUCAGGCUAAUGUGAGAGAUGGUUAGAUGAUAAUGGUUAAUGGUGGAUUGACUUGGGAUGUGAAGGAUUGUUUAGUUCUUUCUCAUAUAGCCAUGUGAUUUCAGUUUAUUGUUCAUAUGUCAAUUGUUUGGUUUGUGAGCUGAGAUCUUUACUGAUUUACCCCAUUCACUGAAUACCCCAUUUUCUGUUUAUUGCCUAUUUGAUGCAGCACUCGUAUAAGUAUAGAUACUCUUUUGAUCUCGUGAGGGAAAUUUGGUCUCUGCAUUUAACCCAAUCUGUGAGUUAGUGAAACACACAGUGAACACACAGUGAGGUGAAGCACACAGUAACCAGAGCAGUGAGCUGCCUGCUACAGCGGUGUUUAGGGAGCAGUGAGGGGUCAGGUACCGCUGUCUCGCUAUCCGGCAAAAAUAUUCUUUGGACGCCGGCAUUGACCGAUUACCGGCGCCCAUUGACUUACAUUGAACACAUGUAAACAAAACGUCACUUUGACACAAAACUACAUUUUUGUACAACAUUUAUACAGCAAAAAGUACAGAAUUUGGAUCAAGAAAUGUGGAGAAAUAUCGAUAUUAAGAAAAUUGCCGCUGCGUGACGCCGAGCUAAUGGCAUUUCCCCUUGUCCAUAGGUCACGUAUAACGGUCACGUCGGUGGCCGUUAUCCCUCACAUGUCAGAGUAAUGACAUUCAAAAACAUACCUUUAUAUUACAUUACAAAUUAUAAAGGAACGAAAUUUCAAAAGAAAAACGCAAUGUUAGCUGGAUGACACGAAUAUUAGUAAGGAAAAACAAGAUUUUUACCGUAAUGUCCCGUGAAAUUACAUAUGUUGUGGCGCUAUUGCGCGGCACGGCCAGCAGAUGACAUCAUUGCACUGCAGCAACCAGGAACCAGCAAUAAACCUCGACACUCGAGAUUUUAGGGCCGUUGUCAGCCACAACGCACAAUCUGAAAAUCUGAAUUGUGAAGUAGACCUACUCCAUAGUCACGUGUGCCUGUUCAUUCAUUCCAUGUCAAUAGAACAAACCAAAUUACAAUAGGCUAGUAAUGCAAUACUACAUACAAUACAUAUGUAUAUAUGCAGACCUGUUCGAAGACACAACAUACAUGUCAUAUGUACAUGUAAGUAAUUAACUGGUACACUUAAUAGGUUUAUUCCACUGUA